This is a messenger RNA of Eufriesea mexicana, 953 nucleotides long. RefSeq names its product alpha-ketoglutarate-dependent dioxygenase AlkB (gene AlkB). The record is from RefSeq and is a predicted model, not a curated record. Gene Ontology annotation, cellular component: cytoplasm; nucleus. The coding region runs from base 27 to 953 and encodes 308 amino acids. Gene Ontology annotation, molecular function: ferrous iron binding; broad specificity oxidative DNA demethylase activity; oxidative RNA demethylase activity. Gene Ontology annotation, biological process: oxidative RNA demethylation. The transcript is spliced from 3 exons. NCBI's taxonomy places the organism in Eukaryota, Metazoa, Arthropoda, Insecta, Hymenoptera, Apidae.
CAUGGCGCAGCCUAUGGUUUGCAGCAAUGUUCAAAGAUAGCUUUAAAUAUUAUAAAAGACGAGAUUAUUAUUUUGAUUUAAAAGAUGUAAUCGACUUCAAUAAACCCGAUUAUAAAAAAGUUACUGAUUUUAGAGGGAAAUUGAUUGACAAACAAUGCAAACACGAAUUGGGGCUAAAAUUAGUAAAAGAUUGGAAGGUCUUUGAAUUUUUAGAUAUACCGGGACUUAUUUUCAUAAAAAAUCCAUUUACCACUUAUGGACAACGGUAUUGGAUUAUAAAAUGCUUAAAACACUACUCUAGAAAACCAUAUAAAUUAAACUUAGAUGCCCAUAACAUUUUGAACGAUAAUGAAGAUUGGUGGGAUAUGUGUUUUGGGAACUCUGACAAAGGUAAAGAAUUAUUGGUAAAAUUAAGAUGGGCAACAUGUGGGUAUCAUCAUAAUUGGGAUACAAAAUUAUAUUCUGAAACAUGCAAAACAGAAAUGCCUACUGAACUGUCAUUGUUGACUACAUUUUUAGCAGAAACAUUGGGUUUUAAAGAUUUUAAAGCUGAAGCAGCAAUUAUUAAUUAUUAUAGAAUGAAUUCAACCUUAGCAGGUCAUACAGAUCAUUCUGAGAUUAAUCUAGAAGCACCCUUAUUUUCUUUAAGUUUUGGUCAAACUGCAAUAUUUUUAAUUGGAGGUCUUACACAAAAGGAUAUAACUAAUGCUAUGUUUUUACAAAGUGGAGAUAUAAUAAUAAUGUCUGGGGAAUCCCGUUUAAGAUACCAUGGUAUACCAAAAAUUUUAUCAGCUAUUGAAACACCAUGGAAUAACGAAGAAGUAAAUGACAAUAAUCAAUAUGAUACAUGUAAUCAAGAUGAUUGGAACAAAGCAAAAAUUUACAUUUCUGACGCUAGAAUAAAUAUUAAUGUAAGGCAAGUGUUGAAACCUGGACAAUUGUCACUGUUGUAA